CAUGAAAGUGCUGUGUGUUGCCGAGAAGAACUCGAUCUCCAAGGCAGUAUCGCAGAUCCUUGGAGGCGGUCGCGUCAGAACGAGAGAUUCGGCGUACAAGUACGUCAAGAACUACGAAUUCCAAUUCGAAUUCCCGAACCACGGUGUGUGUGAUGUUGUUAUGACAGCUGUUGCUGGCCAUGUGUGCGGCGUUGACUUCUCUGAUGAGUUCUCCUGGGGCAAGGUGAACCCAGGAAGGUUGUUUGAGGCCCCCAUAGUGGACAAGGCUUCUGCAGACCAGAAAAAGGUUGCUCAGAACAUCACUCAGUUGAGUAAACAAUGCGACCAGUUGAUGAUCUGGACUGAUUGUGAUAGAGAGGGCGAGUACAUCGGGUUUGAAAUCCUCCAGGCUGCGAGGAAGGGCAAUGCGACGCUGACCUUGCAAAACACAUGGAGAGCACAGUUUUCUCAUUUGGAGCGAUCCCAUAUCUUGCAAGCUGCGAGAAGGCCAACCAGGCUCGAUGCGAAGGCUAUUGACGCUGUAAGGACUCGAAUGGAGCUGGACUUGAGAACAGGUGCGGCCUUUACCCGGUUCCUAACAGGCGUAUUCGAAAGGUAUAGGAACGACAACAAGGAUGUGAUCUCAUAUGGAUCGUGCCAGUUCCCAACAUUGGGAUUUGUCGUUGAUCGUUAUAAAAGGGUGAAGGGGUUCAAGCCUGAACCCUUUUGGCACAUUGACAUAUCUGUUAAAAGAGAUGAUAAGCCAACAAAGUUUGCAUGGAAACGAACGAGGCUGUUUGAUAGACUGGCCACCGUGCUUAUCUAUGAACGGUGUAUGAAGUCCAAUAUCGCCACUGUUACAAGCGUCAAGUCUUCACCAACUUCGAAAUGGAAACCGUUACCGUUAACAACGGUACAGUUGCAGAAGGCAUGCUCGAUGUACUUUAAGAUGAGUGCAAAAGAGUCUUUGGAUUGUGCCGAGAAGCUCUACCAGUUAGGGUUCAUUUCAUACCCUAGAACUGAGACUGAUAAAUACCCCAAAAAGAUGGAUCUAAAGGAUCUCAUAUCGAAACAGACGUCGAGUGAAUCAUGGGGCGAAUACGCAAGGGGUCUUCUAGAUGGUGACAAGUUCAGUCAACCGAGGGCUGGAAAGCACGAUGAUGAGGCACAUCCACCGAUUCAUCCAGUGCUAUUCACAAAAUGCCCAGAUUUGACCAUGAAGCAUAAGCAGGUUUAUGAGUUCAUAGUCCGUCAUUUCUUAGCCACUUGUUCUGAAGAUGCUAAAGGUAUGACCAAUUCAGUGGAGCUGACAUGGGGAGAGGAAAAGUUUAAUGCUAGUGGGUUAACAGUGCUAGAAGAGAACUUCUUGUUGGUCUACAAAUAUCAAAAAUGGACUUCGAGUACACAGCUCCCCAGAUUUGAGCUCAAUGAGGAGAUCAAAUUACACAGUGCUGAGAUUAAAGCGGGACAGACACAGCCACCAAGUCUAAUGACGGAGACUGAACUUAUUGCAUUGAUGGAUGCCAAUGGUAUAGGAACCGAUGCAACAAUUGCAGAUCACAUUGAAAAGAUUUUGAGCCGUGAAUACAUCACUAAAUCGACACCCAGACAAGGUAAGAAGUUCUUAAUUCCAACGGUGCUUGGAAUGGGGUUAGUUGAGGGAUUUGAGAAGAUAAAUUUGAACAACUCAUUGACUAAACCGUUCUUGAGGAAGAAUAUGGAGGAAGAGCUGAAAAAGAUUUGUGAAGGUGUAAAGACCAAAGAACAAGUCACUGGCGAGAUGGUGCAACUAUACAGAGAUUCCUUCGCCACGUCUGUGCAAAGUCAAAACGUUAUAUUAAACACUUAUGUCGGAUUGAGAAGAGACGCAGAAGCUGCACAGGCAGGAGCCUAGGUUUUACACCAGUUUAGCAUAGCACCAAUGGUGGUUCAAUUUCGGGAACCUUUCCCAGUAUGAAGGCUUCUUCUUUAAACAGCUUGAUAAUCUCCUCGCUCAAAUCAUCUUCUUUUACCCUUUCAGGUUCCUUUUCACUCUGUUUUAGGCCUGGAGUGAAUGCCGUAUUGUGUGAAUUUGAACCAUUUGAGAAUCCAAACGAGCCUGAACCAAAUGCAGACGAUGUGGAUUGGCCAAACGUUGAG
Molecule: messenger RNA, 2118 nt
Organism: Williopsis jadinii
Lineage: Eukaryota; Fungi; Ascomycota; Saccharomycetes; Phaffomycetales; Wickerhamomycetaceae
Gene: TOP3
Product: DNA topoisomerase 3
Exons: 1
Biological process (GO): DNA topological change
Cellular component (GO): nucleus
Molecular function (GO): DNA binding; DNA topoisomerase type I (single strand cut, ATP-independent) activity
Source: RefSeq, a predicted model, not a curated record